AUCUCAGUGCUGGGAGCUGGGAACCAAAUGCAGGUCCUCUGGAAGAGCAGCAAGCUUCCCUAAUAGGCGAGCCAUUUCUCCAGCCCUGAGGUUUUUUCACUUUUGAUACUUUCCCCCCAGAUUCUCUAUGGCUGUAUUAGCACCUUCCCCCAUUUGGUUUCUCCCAUCUCUAUGGUUAUUUUCAUUCAGUGGUUGGGUCUUGAAAGAAAUCUUUUCAGAAAAAUGCUAUCAGGAAGAAAUCUGUUGCCACCUACAGCAGGCACAACAUUUACAACCUCCUGCUUUCUCUCAGAAUUAUUUUAAUUAUGUGUUUGUGUGUCUAAGUAUGUGCACGUGAGUGCAGGUGCCUGCGAAGGCCAGAAGAGGGAGCUGGGGCCACUGGAGCUGUACUUACAGGUGGUAGUGAGCCGCCAGACGUUGGCACUAAGAACUGAACUCGGAGGGCAGUGCUCACUCAGACGGUCUGAGCCAUCUCUAGCCUCUGCCUUGACUUUCUAAAAUGCCUUCUAGACCUCAGACCUUAUAUCACCCACUAACUCACUUUAUGGAAAGAAAAAGACAAAAGCUUUCUUAGUCAUUAAUUAAGUUUUGGAAGCCUUUUCUUCACAUCUUUCAAUGGCCCAGGAUCUCUUAUAUUAGAUUGUGCAGGUGUAUGUGUGUGGUAUGUUUGUAUGUGUGUGGUGUGUAUGCGUGAUGUGUAUGUGUGUGCUCUGUGUGUGUGUGGUGUUUGUGCUCUGUGUGUGUGGUAUGUGUGUGUGUGGUGUUGGUGCUCUGUGUGUGUGGUAUGUGUGUGUGUGUGCACACACACACUCAUGUAGGCAGGAGGUUAAUGUCAACUGUAUUCCUCUCUCACUCUCCACAUUAUGUUUGGGACAGGGUCUCUCUCACCAUGGAGCUCACGGCUUUGGCUAGACUGACCGGCCAGUGAACCCCUCUGAUCUGCUUGUCUUCCCCAUCCCCAUCGCUGGGGCUGUAGACGGCACCACUGCACGCAGUUUUUAUAUGCUCAGAUGUGACGUCAGGACCUCAUGCUUGUGUAGCAAGCAUUUUGUAACUGAAACAUCCUCUUCUCAGCCAUGCAUCAAAGCGGCAUUGCUGCAGACUUGCCCAGUCUACUCAGGGUUUUCAGCGGGGAAGUGUGCUCUUGUGAAAGAAUAUUUGCACAUAAACCUCAGGUGGAAAAGUAUUUGUUACAUAAGUGAUCUCAGUUUCUCAGAAGCCAGAUAGAGAGAUCAGGUUCCAGAACUAUCAAGAUUCCUCUCUUGUUGGGCGGUGGUGGAGUGAGGUCAGGUGCCUGCCUGACCUACAGAGAAAGCUCCAGGCUAGCCAGGGCUGUACAUUGCUGACUUUAAGCAUUGGAGAGGAGGCUCAGCUGUUAGAGCACUUGCUACUCUUGCAGAGGACCUGGGUUCAGAUCUAACCAGCCCGCACAGUGUAGUUCACAGCUGUCCCUGACUCUAGUUCCCGGAAAUCCAGCUACCUUUUCAGGCUUCCUUGGGCACCAGGCAUGCAUGUGCUGCACAUACACACAUGCAAGCAAAAAAAAAAAAUCAAUAAAAAGGCAGAGAAAAUAAAAAUAAUAAUCAUAUCUGUGUAAUAGCCCUGGCUGACCUGGGCUUUAUAGACUAGGUUGACCUUGAGACUCACAGAGACCCACCUGCCUCUGCCUCUGGAGUGCUGGAAUUAAAGGAGUGCACCACCAUGCCCAGCCUGGUGGCAGAUCCUUUCUUUAGUGCCUGUGUUUGCUAAGGUUUUGUCCUGGAAAGCCGCAGCAAGCACCUAAUGGCUAAAGGAUACAUCCGGGGGCCAGGACUCAUGCCAAUCUGAAGAAAGCACAAACAUGACCGUUAAUAUUUUCCCAUUAUUUUUGCUAUGCGGGAGGAAUGCCUGAAUGCAGUGCCGUGCAAACGGAGGCCAGAGGACAGCUUGUCUCUUCCAGUCUUUCCUCUCACCACAGGGGUUUCUGAGACGGAACUCAGGUGGUCAGGCUCGGUGGCAAGUCCUGUUAUCUUGCCAGGCCCCAAGACUGCAAUUUUGUGUUCAAUUAGGAACGUAGAAGGGUUUGUAGCUAUCUAUAGGUCUGUCUGCCCGUCUUUAUGGUCAUUUGUUGGCUAACUUGCCUUGUCUUUAUAAUUGUAAGUCGUGUUUUUGCACAAAGGACUUGAAGCAUGUCGAACUAAGAAUCAUCUGAUAAGAGAGACACCCUUUGAAAGGCAAUUAUGAGGUAAAAAAUCAGACCCAGGGAAAACAAGAGGCAAGUUGGAAGCCCAGGAGGAGGGAACAUAGCAGAUACACACGUAAGAGCUGCUGGAUGCUAACUGCACCUCCGAGUCUGGCAAGCAGAGGCCAAAGAAUAGCUGCUACAGUGGCCCACUGAGGACAUACUUCUCCUAACCACAGCCCUUUUAGACCCAUAGCACAGCAUUUGUUGUCUUCCUGCUGCUCUGGUUUGUGCCUCUUCUUCCUGAUGGUGGCAUUUUCUUUCAGGGACAAUGAUUCACUCCUCCCGGGAUGUUGGGCCUCACGGCAUCCAUGAAGAAGGAAAGCUCUAUGUUGUGGAUUCCAUAAAUGACUUGAACAAACUCAAUCUCUGUCCGACAGAAUCGCAACAUCUAUUCUCGUUAGAGGAGAAAAUCUCAAACACUGCUACGCACCCAGGAAGUGGAAGACGUGGUCUGUUCUUUGUGGGACUGCUCCUGAUGUUGACGGUCAGCCUAGCUCUGGUGUUCUUUGCCAUCUUCCUAAUAAUUCAGACAGGAAACCAGAUGGAGGACGUGUCAAGAAGACUGAUGGCUGAGGGAAGGGACAUAGACGACCUUAAGAGAAUCAACAGCAUGAUCGUAAAGCGGCUCAACCAACUGGACUCGGAACGGAAUUGAAAUGAUUUCCCCUUGAGUGACCACGGAUAGCAGGAGCUUCUCAGCUUCCCCGGAAGUACAUAGGACUGAGAAAGUGCGCUUCUUCAGGUGGUGGAUCCGGCAGAUCCGCUCUGACACCCGCCAGUUCAAGGAUGAAGAUCGCUACGAGUUUAGAGGCGGCAGCCGGAGAAAGAGGAGAACUAGAUUCAGGCUGAUAUCCUGCUAACCGGUUGCUUCAGCUUUGGUGGGGUUAGGGUGGUGGGUGGGUAGCGUGGAGAGGAAUCAAGAGCGAGAGAACUCAGCCCUUUACGUGCAACUGCCUAAAAUGAGCGUGUUUGAGAAGACUUCCAGCGUCCUAGUGAGGUCUAUGAUGCCUCAGGCCCAUGUAUAGAUUCCUGCUUACACCUAAGGCCUCCGCAAAACUGCCCAUGCUGCGGUGAACCAGGCGGUCACUUUUUUCAGUAGCACACAGUCUUCUGUGGGGUGACACCCUUCCACUACAGCUUUCUAGCGCUGUUGUCUGCUGCUCCCAGGGAAAACAUGGGUAGCAGCGGUGUGUGUGCUGAAGUCGAGGGACAAAAGAGAAAGCCUACUACGGUCCACGACUGUCUCCUGAGCUCUCUUUGUGAUAACCAUCUGGUUCUAGAGACUCUCCCAUGCAUCCGUGGGAAAAGACAAUAAUGUCUAUUUAUGCAUGAUUUAUAAACUCUGUUAAGCUUUGUCAUGGAAAAAAAACUGGUAUCUUGCUGAUGACUUGGAAGAAACUGGCUAGGUGUGUGUGGUCUUUGCCAAAUUAGAGUAGAACAUUGUGUAUUUGGGAACAUUCUUGUUUUAGCAUGUAAGAAUAAAGUAUGCUUGAGCCAGGCGGUGGUGAUGGUGGCGCUUGCCUUUAAUCAGCAUGGUAUACUUCAUUGUGUCUGUUCUAAUUGGUAAUUUUUUUGCUUCCCCAAAAGAGUUCAGAUCCACUAGCAUUUCAGUGAGCUAUUGAUAGCCAUUAAGUCCUGAGCGCCCUAACCACUCUCUGUGGUACUGGCUGGGUGCUCUGCACAAAAGCA
This is a messenger RNA of Alexandromys fortis (reed vole), 3913 nucleotides long. RefSeq names its product leucine rich single-pass membrane protein 1 (gene Lsmem1). Lineage: Eukaryota; Metazoa; Chordata; Mammalia; Rodentia; Cricetidae. The coding region runs from base 2493 to 2879 and encodes 128 amino acids. The record is from RefSeq and is a predicted model, not a curated record. The transcript is spliced from 3 exons.